CAGAUUUUUUCCACUUCUGUAGGCAGCUCGCCGCGAUUGCCGGGCGGGAUUUCCGCAUUAGCGAGUAAUAUCAUGGCGAAGACUUACGAUUAUUUGUUUAAACUACUAUUAAUCGGCGAUUCCGGAGUAGGGAAGACGUGUGUGUUGUUCAGGUUUUCAGAGGAUGCCUUCAAUUCGACGUUCAUCUCCACUAUAGGUAUUGACUUUAAAAUUAGAACAGUAGAACUAGAUGGAAAGAAGAUUAAGCUACAAAUAUGGGACACAGCUGGCCAGGAGCGAUUUCGUACGAUCACAACAGCGUACUACAGAGGAGCCAUGGGCAUCAUGUUAGUAUAUGACAUUACCAAUGAGAAGUCCUUUGACAACAUCAAGAACUGGAUAAGGAACAUCGAGGAGCAUGCAUCAGCUGAUGUUGAGAAGAUGAUUUUGGGCAACAAGUGUGAUGUCAAUGAUAAGAGGCAAGUGUCCAAGGAAAGAGGAGAGAAGUUUGUCCCCCCACCUAUGUUUUUCACCCAGUUGGCACUGGAGUAUGGCAUCAAGUUCAUGGAGACCAGUGCAAAGGCCAAUAUCAAUGUGGAAAAUGCAUUCAUGACACUUGCCAGAGAUAUCAAAGCAAAAAUGGACAAGAAAUUGGAAGGCAAUAGCCCCCAGGGCAGCUCCCAGGGAGUGAAGAUCACCUCAGAUCAGCAGAAGAAGAGCAGCUUCUUCCGUUGUAUCGUACUGUGAGGACUGUAGCCUUACUGUCCAACCUGAGAUUGGACAUAACUGGACCAUGCUUGUUCUGAAUUCUUCUCUCUGUUUCUUGCCGCUUCCCCAUCCCCCCCCAUUGUCCUCGUAUCCCUUGCUCUUCCUCCAUCAUUCAUUGUUAACAAACAAUAUUUCACUCAAAUCACCCCAUUACAUGGUGCUGAAUUACUGUUCUUGUGCAGUCAGAGCCGGGAGACAGUGAUCUUCCCUGAAAAGGAAUCAAAACCUAGAUAGCUGUCUCAUACCUUUUGUUUCUCACAUGUCUUCCAGAAUGCUCUCUGAGCUCUUUGCAAUAUCAAGGCCCUGUCUCUUCAGUCCAUCCUUAAGUUUGCCAGUACUUUUUGCUGAGCAAUUUUGUGUCACCUGUUGCAAAUAUUGAAUGUGGCAUUACCUGGAUGUUCUGCUUCCACCUGAUCUUUAGCCAUUUUAAUUGGGUUGUCUUCACUCUUGAAAAUGUGCAUUUUUUAGGUUUUCCUUCCAGGUCAGGAAUGUGAAGGGGUUUUUUUUAACCACAGAAUUGGACCCUAUGCUGGGUUAAAUAUUCCUUUUGAUGUCUGAUCUCCAUUGAUUUAUUCAAUUGUAUUUAUUUUUGAAUGAAAGUGGCUUGUCACAGAUGCUUAAAUAACUUUUACAUGUUUUUUUUUUUUUACUUAUUACAUUCCUUGACAGUCUUCUGGAUGUGCGUGACAUAAUUUGAUAGUAAGCCAUUUCCAUUAUGCAGUACAGUAGUGCAAGUAUUUGCUAAUUAUUUGCUUUGUACUUGUGUUCUGUCAAAGGUUAAUACCCAUUAAUAAACACAGUACAAGUUACUAAAAUCAUCAUGUCUGCAAACCACUUAUUUUGUAAAAUUGAUUCGGCAGUGAAGUAAGUUUUGCUUUUUUCUGUGAUUGUUGUUUGAAUUCAGUUGUUUGCCAUUUCGACCUGAACAAAAAUGUUCACGGUGAAGGUCCGUCAAAUUAAACAAUUAUUUAAUGAACUCAGUAAAACCCCAAUCUUGAGUUUCUCCAGGAAAUGUUAUACUACUUUGUUAUUCAGGAAAACAGCGUAACCUAGUAGAAUACACUCUUGUUGCUGCUGUUCUUCAUGGCUGCAGUGAAAGUGUACCCUUCUUGUUCUUGUGAUCUCACUGCCCAGUAAACCCCAGAACCUUGCGUAACCGGAACUGAACUGCAGCACACGUGCUUGGCUCUGGGCAUUCUUAUACAGGAUGCAGGAAAAUAUCUAUUUUGAGGCUUUACUACAGUGGAAAUGAUGGGUAUUAACUUGACUCAUGCAGUAACUGUUAUAGUAUUGUGACUGUCAUCAGACAAAUUAUUUUCAUCCAUCAUUCUCUGAAGUGAAUUUAAUUUUCCUGGUUUUCUGACCCUAACCAUGCAUGACAGUGUUCCCAGUAUUUGACUACAGACAAAUAAUUUAAGAAGAAUGCUUUUAGAAUUCAUUAAAAGUCUGCAAUGUUGUUCCUGAAGUGCCACAUAGAUAUGUGUUGUCUUAGAAUUGAAAUAUCUGUACCAUUUGUGUAACUUUACAAAGGUGCUGCUAAGUUUUGUUCUGCAGUGACUAGCAGACAAGGUUUUUAGUCCUUCAGCACUGCAGGUUUUCAGCUGUUAUUCAUCCUGAUGGUCUUGGGGUGUGUCCCCCCCCAAUAAGGCCUCAAAGCAUUGACUUUGAAUAUGGUAAUUCUGGAAUGCAGUACAUUUAAUGGAACUUCAAGUUUCUGUACACACCUUACAAGGUUAACAAAAAACACGAUCAAACUUGAAAAAUGUAAUGUUAAGAAUGUCUUAAGACUGCUUUAAUAGCCAUUUUUUGCUUUU
Scleropages formosus (Asian bonytongue) is the source of this 2561-nucleotide messenger RNA. RefSeq names its product ras-related protein Rab-8A. The record is from RefSeq and is a predicted model, not a curated record. The transcript has 8 exons. The coding region runs from base 73 to 726 and encodes 217 amino acids. Lineage: Eukaryota; Metazoa; Chordata; Actinopteri; Osteoglossiformes; Osteoglossidae. Gene Ontology annotation, molecular function: GTP binding; GTPase activity.